Messenger RNA from Mercurialis annua (annual mercury), 1221 nucleotides. Its product is annotated as subtilisin-like protease SBT1.5. Gene Ontology annotation, biological process: proteolysis. The record is from RefSeq and is a predicted model, not a curated record. NCBI's taxonomy places the organism in Eukaryota, Viridiplantae, Streptophyta, Magnoliopsida, Malpighiales, Euphorbiaceae. Gene Ontology annotation, molecular function: serine-type endopeptidase activity. The coding region runs from base 1 to 1221 and encodes 406 amino acids. The transcript is spliced from 2 exons.
AUGGAAGCAAAACCUCGAGUUCUUGAUUUUACUGAGCUAAUAAACUCGAGAAUAGGAAAUGCAUCGUUAAACAAUUCUGGAAACGCUGCGUAUUGCCGUCCUGAUUCUUUGGAUAAACAACUGGUACGUGGCAAGAUCGUAGUGUGUGAUUAUGGUGCUGAUUUUGGUCCAGCUUUAGGAUUGACUGUCAAGAAAUCCGGUGGAGUCGGUGUUAUUGUUGCUUAUGUAAAACCUGAUUUUUUAAUGGCUGAAGCUUAUUUAACUCCAGGAUUGUCCAUCAGUUCAUCCAACCGUCAACUUCUUUUUGAUUAUAUGUUUUCCACUGCUAAUCCUAGGGCUACGAUUCAAUUCCGGGGGACUCAGCUAGGGAUCAAACCCGCACCAGUAGUAGCUGAUUUCUCAUCUCGUGGGCCCAACAAACAAUCGAGGUAUGUGAUGAAGCCAGAUGUCAUUGCACCAGGUGUCGACAUCUUAGCGGGCUGGUCCCAACUCAAUCCUCCAACUAGAACACCAGAAGAUAAAAGACGCACAGAGUUUAACAUAAUAUCGGGUACGUCAAUGGCAUGCCCACACGUGUCAGGUAUUGCUGCUCUCCUCAAAGGAAUGAACCCUGAUUGGUCACCAGCCAUGAUUAAAUCAGCCAUCAUGACUACUGCGUACACACACGAUCGAGAUGGCAAUCCAAUUCUAGAGGAACCGUUUUACAGUACGAGUACACCCUGGGAUAUGGGAUCCGGACACUUGGAUCCACAAAAAGCUCAAGAUCCUGGUCUUGUAUAUGACAUCACUUCCGAUGACUACGUGGAGUUUUUAUGUGCGUCCAAUCUGACAAAGAAAGACAUAAAGAUAAUCACACGUAGAUCAUCAGCUGAGUGCGAGUCUACUUUAAACCCAUGGGACAUCAACUAUCCUGCAAUUUCUGUAGCUUUUGAAGCAUCCAAGCCGUAUAUAAAGAUGAUUGUAGUGAAGAGGACAAUGACCAACGUUGGGGAUGAAAUGUCAAACUACACUGUCGCAGUCAACGGUCCGAAGGGUGUAAGCGUGACCGUUGAUCCUCCAGAAUUGGUAUUCAAAUCCAAAGGUGAAAAAUUAAGCUAUAUGGUUAGGAUUGUGCCAUACAAAGUGCCAAGUUUGAAAUAUAAGAGUGAGUUUGGGCAUUUUGUUUGGUCUGAUGGGACGCACUAUGUUACUUCUCCUUUAGUGGUGACUUGGCAUGCAUAA